AUGUCGUCGAUGGACACAAGAUCAAUAAUCGAGUCCCACCGCCCUGGCGCGGAGGUCUACACGGGUGCAGCCCUCUGCAGGCAAAAGGCUCUUGAACUCCACGACAAAUUCCACCUCCCUAGGGGCCUCCUCCCUCCCGUUGACCUCGAUGAGGUCGGCUACAAUCAAUCGACCGGCUUCGUAUGGAUGCGACUAAAGAAGGCUACCACACACAAAAACAAGAAGAUCGGCCAACUCACUUCCUAUGGGCAGGAGGUCACAGCAUUCAUAGAGGACUGGGGGAUGAGAAGGAUGACUGGGGUAAAGAGCAAAGAAAUGUUUGUUUGGAUGACGAUUUCGGAGUUUUUUAUACACAAAAGGGAUCCCGGGAUGAUCACAUUCAAGUCGGCAUUGGGGCUAUCGAAGUCACUUCCGGUAGCAGUGUUCGAGGAGGAGUUAGCGGAUGAGGAAGGAGGGAAGUGA
This is a messenger RNA of Asparagus officinalis (garden asparagus), 462 nucleotides long. RefSeq lists its product as uncharacterized. The record is from RefSeq and is a predicted model, not a curated record. Lineage: Eukaryota; Viridiplantae; Streptophyta; Magnoliopsida; Asparagales; Asparagaceae. The transcript has a single exon. The coding region runs from base 1 to 462 and encodes 153 amino acids.